GGCGAAGACGCGAGAAUAUUCACCGUCCCUGAAGCAUGUCUCAGCUCGCGCUCACUCUUCUUCAAAAAGGUGUUGUCUGGCAAUUGGAAGGAAGCAGAAGACCGCACGAUCAAGCUGCCAGGGGACGACGGUGACACCCUCGAGCUGUACCUGUGCUGCGUGUUCGGUCACAGACUGCCUGUGGAACCCGACCCCACACCCGCCAUCGAUACAGGCCAAGAAGAGCGGCUAAGCCUGGCCAAGCUAUACGUGUUCGGUGAAAAUAUUCAAGAUGUGCGAGUAAAGAACGUGUGUAUCAAGACUUUCCUCCAAAGUAAUUGGAAGAUUCGCCACAACAACAUCUGGUGGAGACCAAAUGAAAACAUCGUCAAUGUUAUCUACAAAGGGACGGAAGUGGGGUCUCCGAUGUGUCGCUUGCUUUUCGACAUCCUUGCACAC
Didymella exigua CBS 183.55 is the source of this 438-nucleotide messenger RNA. RefSeq lists its product as uncharacterized. The transcript has a single exon. The record is from RefSeq and is a predicted model, not a curated record. The annotation marks the transcript as partial. Lineage: Eukaryota; Fungi; Ascomycota; Dothideomycetes; Pleosporales; Didymellaceae.